AUGCGUCCCGCGUCGCGCGAUGCAGUUUCGCAACGGAUCUGGCCGUCGUGGAUCCGCUUUGCCGUCGUCAGCAUCGUGCUGAUGUGGCAGUUGGGAGAGAGUGGCGUGGCAGCGGACGUGAUUGGAUGCGGAGGUUUUGUCCAGGCCAGCAGGCAGCUCGCGUCGCUGCGUGCAGACUCCGAUGCCUCGCUCGACUACUCACGCCUUGUGGUGGAGCUGCGCACGCAGGAGGGCAUGGUGAAGGAGCAAGCGCACUGUGCGCCCAACGGCUAUUAUUUCCUGCCGGUCUAUACCCAGGGAACGUUCGAGCUGGCAGUGAGAGGUCCCCCUGGGUGGUCGUUCGAACCGGAAAGCGUGUCGGUGACGGUUGAUGGGGAGGCGUGCAAUGGCAACAGGGAUGUCAACUUCCACCACAAGGGCUUCGGAUUGGCUGGAAAGGUGCUCGGUCCCGAGAGCCCCUCCUGUGCCGCCCAGGCCAAGGGCCCUGCGGGCGUGACUGUGACUGUAACGAGGGCUGGCAGUGAGGGGGGAGAGAGCAAGGGGGCGGCAGAGGUGGUGGCGACUGCAGUGACAGAUGGAACCGGGGGUUUCCGCUUCUCCGACCUGCUUGUUGGCACCUACACCCUCUCCGCCUCUCACCCCACGUGGCCCAUCAAGCUGCUCGGCAAUCCCAAGGUGGACCUGGGCUGGGGCAGCAUGGAGCUUCUGGAUCUCUUCCAAGUGGCGGGAUACAGCCUGUCAGGCUCGGUUGAGGCACAGAAUAACCCAGUCCCAGGAGUGCAGAUCUUCCUUUUCUCCGACUCCGUUCAAAAGAUUCCCACCUGCCCGGCCGGCCCGGGCAGCUCUCCGUUGCCCGGAAAAACUCCGCUCUGCCACACCACCACGGGAGCGGACGGGCGGUUCUCGUUCCGCGAGCUGCCAUGUGGCGCGUUCUCAUUAGUCCCCCAGUACAAGGGCGAGGCAACGGUGUUUGAGAUGGCACCCAAGGAGAUGACAGUGGCGGUGGGGCAUGCUGAUGCUGCUACAGCAGAGCCGUUCCAGGUCCGCGGGUUCUCUGUAUCUGGACGCGUGGAGGACAGUGCAGGGGAGGGCGUGGAGGGAGCAACAGUGCUGCUCAACGGCCAGCCACGCGCCGUCACAGACGCCCAGGGUCAGUACAGCCUGCACCAGAUAACAUCAGGCCAGUACGCCCUGUCCGCCUCCAAGCCGCGCUACGCCUUCACGCCCCUCCCCUCCCUCUCCAUCGUCCCCUCCGCCUCCCUCCUGCCCCCUCUCCGCGCCUCGCACUACGAGCUGUGUGUCGCCACACUAUUGGACGACGGGUCGGCGUUCCAAGCGGGCGGCAGACAGGUGGCGCUGACUGGACGGGGAGGGGAGGAGGUGGCGCCUCAGGCGAAGAAGACGGAUGCUGAUGGGAGAGUGUGCUUUAUGGUCCCUCCAGGCACCUAUCAGCUCGCCCCACACGUCCUACCGGCUGAGGCAGCAGCAGGGCUGGCCUUCGCCCCUGCCCUCGCCACCGUUACAGUCACAUCCAAGCCUGUCACAGGAGUCUCCUUCAACCAAUCGCAUCUCUCCGUUUCCGGCCGCGUGAUCUGCAUCGACGGCUGCGAUCGCUCCGUCCGAGUCUCCCUCGCUAGCAUCGGACCAUUGACGGGAUCUGCUGAUUCUGCUGCUGCUGCCGCUGCUGCUGCCGGCGCUGCUUCUCGAUCGGUUUUCUUGAAGGAGAAAGAUGGGUCGUUUCUGUUUGAGAAAGUGGUACCUGGGAAAUACAGAAUCGAGGCAUCCAAGCAGGUGAUUCAGGGGAGUGACAUGGCGGGCGACGAGUGGUGCUGGAAGACACAGUCCGCUGAUGUGGCGGUCUCCGAUUCGUCCGUGGUGGGCGUGGCGCUGGAGCAGAGUGGAUGGAGGGUGGAGAUUGACGCAGCGAUGGAGGAUACAGUCAGCAUGGUGCACGGGGAGACGGCCCUGCCUGCUGUCAAGCUCAAGAAGGGGCUGCAGCACGUGUGUGUGGCAGCCAGUGGCAGCUACAGCCUGCGCUUCCCUGACUCGUGCGUCAUGUACGGCGAGGAGGGUGUUUACUACCACACGCAGGAGGUGAAGGUGAUUCGUCUGCGCCCAUCAGCCUACAGGGUCUCAGGGCUAGUCCGAGUGAACGCCUCCCUCUUCCCCUCUGCAGCCUCCGUCGCCCCCCACGCCUCUGCCCGCCUCUUCAACCCCACCAACGGCUCCCUGCUCUCCCACACGCCUCUCUCCCUCGUCUCUGCCCCCAAUGCCACACACCCGGUGGCGGUGUAUGCGCAAGAGCAUUGGGUGGCAGGAGGGGGAGAGCUGCUGCUGGGGUGGUAUCACGAUGGAGGGGUGGGAGAUGAUGGAUCGACCCUGGAUGAUGUUGCUGAUGCCCUCAAAAGCGCUCACAUUUCUACAUUGGAGCGUGAGGUGCCCCCGCCAAAGGCAGAUGCCUCGCCGGUCUUCCCGCCUCCCAGGCGCCUGCUCUUCUACCCGCGCUCUCUCAAGGUGCAAGUGGCUCCCCUGCAGUGUCCCCCUCUCCUGCCUACCGUCGACGCUCGCCCCGGCCUUUACCUCACAGGCUGGGUGUUCCCCCCUCUGCCACGUGUCAAUGUGUCAGUGGUCGCUGAUGCUGACAGUGCGAACGCGGGAUGGCAGAAGGGGCAGAUGGUGAUGUGGGCUGAGACUGUGGGGCGGGUGAGGGGGGUGGAAGGGGAGGGGAGUGCGGAGGGGAGCGCGGAGGGGAGUGGGGAGAGGAGGCAGCAUGGAGGGGUGGAAGGGGAGAUGUUUGUGGUGGGGCCGUUGAACGACGACGCCACUUACCAUGUGGAGCUGCAAAAGACUGGCUACGUUUUCAAGGCGCUAGGAGACAACUCGUUUGAAGCACAAAAGCUCGCUUCAAUCACCGUCAAAAUCGCCAUGUCAGCAGAAAUUUCCACGGCCAAUGAGCCGCUGCCAUCUGUCCUCCUCUCACUCACCGGAGACGCCAGCUUUAGGCGCAAUGAGGCGACAUCACCCGGGCAAAAUGUUUUCGCAUUCGAGGGUUUGUUUCCGGGCAGCUACUACCUUCGGCCGGUGCUGAAGGAGUAUGAGUUUUCGCCGGCUGCCCGCCCAAUCAAUUUGCAGUCCGGGCAGGAGGUGGACGUGGCGUUCACUGCAAAGAGAGUUGCCUUCAGUGUGCUGGGUUCGGUGCAUUCUUUGUCAGGAGCGCCACAGGCAGGCGUGCAGGUGGAGGCGAGGGAGGUGGUAUCUGGGGGAGGCGGAUCACAGUCAUCUCACUACGAGAUGGCUGUCACAAACGAGGAUGGGGAGUACAGGCUGAGAGGACUGCGGCCGGGUGGGUCUUAUCUGGUGGAGGUGGCAGUGAGGGCAGGUGCUGCUAAGGACUCCACCUCGCUCCCUCGAUUCGAGCGUGCAUCACCGAACGAGGCUCUGCUGACAAUCACAGGCGAUGUCCCGAACGUCAACUUUGUGGUCUUCAACUCGCCCCCGGGUGUGACUAUAACGGGGGCAGUGAGCGGCAGAGACACAGCCAAGUGGUUGCCGAACCUCUUUGUCGAUCUCUUCCCGAGCGUGACUGUACCCGCAAGUGACAAUAACGAGGGGACUGGUACGAGCAGCAGCAGCAGCAGCACCAAUGGCGCGGCAGCAGGAGCAGAUGGAAGCUUCGAGGAAGCUUCCACUCUCCUCGUCUUCUCUUCCACUCCCAUUCGCUCCAUCCCCAUCCCGCUCUCGCGAUUCUUCGAGUUUCGCGACCUGCCCAGGGGCAUGUACCUCGUGAAACUGCGUCUCGGGCUGCCCGGAAAAUCUCACGUGUUUGAGAGCGAGGGCAGGGAGGUGGAUGUGAGGGAGGCGGUAACAGCUCAUGCGGGGACGCUGCGUUUCCGGGCCGAGGAGCGUAGAUCAAAUGAGGACCUUGCACCAACCCCCCUUCUCCCAGUGCUGCUUGCAAUUGCAGUCAUCUCGGUUGUUGCAUCUCUGCCCAAGCUGCAGCAAUUGGCUGCAGGAGUGGCAGCCACUGGGGGUACGACACCUGGCUCAGCAGCUGGCGACAGCUCAGCAGCACCAGGCGCUGCUGGUGGGUGGGGGGCCUCCGGCGCAGAUUCCCGUGGGAAGAAUGAGGCAGGAGCGCAGCAGAUCAGCUUCUCGGCCACGUGUCAACGCAGAGCGCAGCGCCAGGCAGUCACACCAACGGCCAGUCUCCCCCGCAACCCCGCGUUCCGAGCUUCCGCCGCUCCUCCCUCGGCGCAUCCCUCCGCUUUCCUAGGCCAGCAGGACUCCCUCCGCUUGCGCAAGGCCUCCCCUUCCGCCGUCUCCCCAUCCGCGCCCCGCCGGCGCGUCUCCCCCGUGAGAGCCGCGGAUGGCGACAGCGACGUCCCCGCGUUCAAGGGCUUUCCGCCGAUGCAGACGCGGCCCGCGUGGUACUGGCGAAUCGCAGCCGUCGUUCCGUACCUGCUGCCGCUCUGCGAGGCGUGGAUCUACAGCGAAACGGCUCAAUCGCUCUUCCAUUUCCUCUUCACAUACGAGCAGCUGUGCCAGCCGUUCCUGAUGCUGCUGGGUCUGCUCCCUUCCUGGUUCAUGCUUGCGUACUUCUUCGGAGCGUACCUUGGGGUUGUCAGGAACAAUCGCUGGCCGCAUUUCCUGCGGUUCCACGUGGUCACGGGGAUGCUUCUGGAGAUUAUUCUCCAGGUUGUUGGGACGCUGAAUGAUUGGAUUCCCAAGUCGAUUUACUGGGGGAAGAUCGGCGCGCACUUUUGGCUCGCUAUUGCGGUCGCGUUUAUCUUUAUCGUGCUCGAGUGCAUCUGGUGCGCGAUUCGCGGGACGUAUGCUGACGUGCCGUUUAUCUCAGAUGCGGCGUACAUGCAGAUCCCGUCCAUUCCCUGCCCCAAUCUCCUCCUUUCUCUCCCCCCCUCUCUCCCCCUUCCUCCUCCCCGCUAUAAACUUCUGCCUCCCCCUCCGCUCCCCCCUCCACCCAUCCGCUCUCUUUCUAAAUAUCCUUCCGUUCUCUCGUCCCUGUUAUUGCCGAAUUUCCAUCUUCUCCUAACCUCCCAGGCGCUUACCUUCUCCCCUUCUCCCCCGGCCUCGUUCCUUUCCGAUUCCUAUAUUCCUUGUCAGGCUUCUCCUCUCCCUUGCUGCUCUUUGUAA
Molecule: messenger RNA, 5151 nt
Organism: Closterium sp. NIES-65
Lineage: Eukaryota; Viridiplantae; Streptophyta; Zygnematophyceae; Desmidiales; Closteriaceae
Source: the annotation of a GenBank genome assembly